This is a messenger RNA of Postia placenta MAD-698-R-SB12, 1284 nucleotides long. RefSeq lists its product as hypothetical. Lineage: Eukaryota; Fungi; Basidiomycota; Agaricomycetes; Polyporales; Adustoporiaceae. The coding region runs from base 1 to 1284 and encodes 427 amino acids. Gene Ontology annotation, cellular component: cytoplasm; mitochondrion. Gene Ontology annotation, molecular function: phenylalanine-tRNA ligase activity; ATP binding; tRNA binding. Gene Ontology annotation, biological process: phenylalanyl-tRNA aminoacylation. The record is from RefSeq and is a predicted model, not a curated record. The transcript is spliced from 5 exons.
AUGGCGGAGAGGGGUGGGCAAAGAAAGGCCAGAUGUUUCUCGACGCCCUCGCCGACGGCAAUCUCUCUGCUUGAAAAGACCUACCCCACCGACGCGACCACUAAUGUCACCUCUGCCAUCGCGCAAAAGCUCUCGCGGAACCUCUACCUCCAGCCCGCGCACCCACUGGGCAUCCUCCGCGCCCUCAUAGAGUCGCACUUCCCCACCUUCACCGCGCUAUCUGGCUGGUCCCCGCUCGUCACGCCUGCGAAGAACUUCGACGACCUCGGCUUCCCGCCCGACCACCCCGGCCGCGCGCUUUCGGACAGCUACUACGUCAACCGCGAGCUCAUGCUGCGCACGCACACCUCAGCCCACGAGGUCGAGGUGUUCGCGCGCGGCGAGCGCCGCUGGCUGCUGUCCGCGGACGUCUACCGCCGCGACGAGAUUGACGCGUCGCACUAUCCCGUGUUCCACCAGAUGGAGGGCGCACGCGUCUUCCCCGCCAGCGCAGCCGGUGUCGCGGAGCUCGAGGACAACAACGCGCGUUUGUCCGCGCACCUCGCACAGUCGAACAUCGUGAUCGAAGACGUCCCGCAUCUCUCCACCACUAACCCCGCCCAGCCGUCUCACGACGCCCACCACGCAGGGCUGGUCGCGUUGAACCUGAAGCUGUCGUUGAAUAGUCUGAUGUUAGCUCUGUUCGGGGGGCGCACAGGUGCCGGCGAGGAGCCGCUGCGCGUGCGGUGGAUCGAGGCGUACUUUCCGUUCACGAGUCCGAGCUAUGAGGUCGAGGUCUUCUUCCACGGAAAAUGGCUCGAGAUCCUCGGCUGUGGCGUCGUGCAGCAGCGUACGCUUGAUGUGGCAAACGUGCCGAACAAUGUCAGCUGGGCUUUCGGCCUUGGGCUCGAGCGCAUCGCGAUGAUCCUCUUCUCCAUCCCCGAUAUACGCCUGUUCUGGUCGGAGGAUCCUCGGUUCCUCUCCCAGUUUACUCCGGGCCAGAUCACCACGUUCAAACCGUAUUCAAAAUAUCCAUCAUGCUAUAAAGACGUCAGCUUCUGGGUACCGAGUGAAGGCUUGCAUGACAAUGACGUCUUUGAUCUCGUCAGAGACGUGGUUGGGGACCUCGCUGAGGAUGUCAAGCUGAUUGACAACUUCACGCACCCUAAAACAAACCGCACGAGUCGCUGUUACCGCAUUAACUAUCGCUCAAUGGACAGGUCCCUAUCUAAUGAGGAGACAAACUCACUGCAUGUUGACGUUGUAUCACGCCUUAAAGAUGUGUUCAGAGUCGAGAUUCGUUAA